Molecule: messenger RNA, 8345 nt
Organism: Homarus americanus (American lobster)
Lineage: Eukaryota; Metazoa; Arthropoda; Malacostraca; Decapoda; Nephropidae
Gene: spn-F
Exons: 11
Coding region: 132-1745 (537 amino acids)
Source: RefSeq, a predicted model, not a curated record
CACAUCAGGUCCUCGGUAUACAGGAACUACACGACUACACAAGUACACAUUAUUAACUACUGAUUUAUUAACGAUAGUGUGUGGUCAUUAAAGGGACCACAUGUUAAAAAUGACGCAGAUGAGCUGUAAUUAUGGCUGAGCCCGUGGAGGAUGAUGUGAGCAUUCUGGGAAUACACGAGGCCACAGGACAUAUAUCACCCAGCUCUGACAAUCAAUUACCCAGCACCGAGUGUCACGCGGGUGGCACAGACUUUCGGGUGCCUGAGCAUCGUCCAACUGGGGCACUCAGAGCACCAGUUGUCCCUUUUCAGCCACGGCAGGAGAGGAAACAUUCAGCAGGACGAGUGUUGCCCGGUAGUGGUUCAGACCGAGGUAGUCCCUAUUCAUCCGCCAGUCCUACAACCAGUCCACGAACUCCAGAUAGAAGUCCUAACUAUAACAUUGAUGCGUCGGGCUCCACAUACGCUCUGCAGGUUGCUCUCAGAAACAUGAAGGAGAGAUAUCACAAACUGCAGAAGAAAAUGGCACUAAUAGAAGAUGAUAACCAGAGGCUUAUUUGUGGAAAGUCGGAAUUAUUCGGAGAAAUUGGAAAACUACAGGAAAAUAGUAUUAAACUCAGAGAAAAAAACUUACAGUUGAACCAAGAGAUACACACGAAACACCAGGAAUGCUGCUCGCUUAAGGAGAAGUUUUCUUCCAUAACUACAGAAAAUAUGAAUCUCACAAGACAGCUGGCCAGAGCUUCACAGGAGAACAGAAAACUGACCAAGCAGGUAAAUAACUUGAACGAUGAGAACAGAAGAUUGAGAGAGAAGCUGAGCCUAAUAACAACACAAGUUAAAGCUUUACCUGGAGGGGCAGGCCUGGCAGUUUCAGCAGCAGAGAUGCCAACACCACCGAGGACUAAGAUUGUUCCUCUCUCAGAGGAACUUGAUAGCUUCGAUGAUCCUCCAUCUAGGUUCACAACAUCAUGUAAAGAUACUCUAGAUGACUAUGAACAGAUAAGCAGUAAUGAAAUGGGUGAUUUGACUUCAACGUGGGGCAUGUCAGAUGAAGAGGACGAACAGCUGAUGAUGUCAUUACAGUCUGCCACAAGACGCAUGAAAGAUCUUCUCACCAAUUUACAGAAACAGAACCAUAGUCUGCUACUGCUGUCUCCCAUACUGGAUUCUCUGCCUUCCUCUCAUGGUUCUCAAACAGGUUCUCGAUUUGAUGCCAACAAUGAACACAGUCCUCGGACCAUGUCAAAAAAUGGAACUCUUGGUCAGCGAGACCGUGAUCUGUCAACUUUAACACUCACUCCUUCCACACCAAGCCAUCUUGAUGAGACAAGAAGUGAAGCAGCAGAUGAUGAGGGAGGCUGUCAAAGUCGACUGGCAACGUGUGGAUCGGUUGUCAACUCUAAUUUUAUUUGUGAAGGAGGUUUAAAUAGCCCUCCAAUAGAAGAUAGCGGUGGUAGCAACAACAUUCUCAUGGAUGCCAAUAACGCUGCAGAGGAUCGACCACAUAGUCCGUUUGAUUGGAGACAAGUUCAGAUGAGUGAUGACGAAGGUCGUGAGAAUGACUCGUCAAGGCCUUAUACACGGACAGUGAGUACCUCACCAGUCCCAGCGCUGCAGGGUGAGGUGGACCGUAUAUGUCCAAUGUGCAAUGCCGUGUUUCCUCAUGUUAUCCCACAGGAGUCAUUUGAAUCCCAUGUUGUUAGUCAUUUUGAAGUCGAAAACGGCUUUGAGGUGAUCACAUGAGUAUUGUGUUAUACUAGGUAAGUCUGUGAUCAAGAAAAUUUUUAUAUUGACUGUAGAGUUUAUGACUUAUUAGAAACUGAUGGGGUGUUUUUCAUAUCCCUUUCAGUAAUACAGUUGUGGUUCGUCAAGUACACCAAAACAUUUACUGAAUUUAAGGUGCUUAGUGUUGAUGGAUAUUUAAAGGCCUGUUAAGCCUGUAUGUCUACAUGACAAAAAUAGACAUCUAAGUGUAUCAGUACCAUGGUGUAUGACAAGUGUUUUAAGUGAUAUAGAACAAACUGAGGCAUGUUUGUUGAAGUAGCAAGAAUAUGACAUUAAAAGCAUAUCUUAAACUUAUGCCAAGCUUGUGUUUAGAGUAUACUGUGCUUGAAAUAUAAACGUGAAUCAUCUUCCAUUUCAAAGUCAGUGAAUUUAACUUUGACUCAAGAAAAUGGUGGAAUAUAUAUGUACAGAAAAAGAAAUUCAAAACUUCUUAAAGUACUGUACUGUGUAAACUUCUUUUUCUCUAUUUGACAUGUAGGAAAUGAUCCAGGCUAGAGCAUAUGUACCAGUGGCUGCCCUUGAUCUUGUCAUUGGUAAAUACUGUCUUUGACUUAAUCAUAAAGUAAAAUUAUUACUCUAUGAUGGACUGAUGUAAUGUACCAAAUCCACUUAAUAUGACAUUUUUCUCACUCACUCACUCACUCAAAGAUGGGGGACAAUGGAUUUCUAUGCUGGUGUGAUGCAGGACUGUGUUGUAUAAGUUUCCCUGUUCAGGCUGCCCUCAUUGGUACCAGGGGUUGUGUUAGUAGAAAAGAUUAUAAAAGAUGGGUUAUGUUUUGAGCCAUAACCAUGAGUACAGUAAGGUAUGAAUUAGGGACAAAACAUUUCCAGGGAUGAAGUUUGUCAAGUUUAUUUCACACAAGGUACCAAAUGGAUGGGUACAGAUGUGCUGCACUGUAAUUUAUCAGUCGAGUUAUUUUAUAGGGAGCAGAGUAGUCACUAUAAGUAUCUGAAACAUAUGGAACCGCCAAGAACGUGAACUAAGUAGGUUGAGAGAGAGAGAGAGUACUGGAAGGAAUAACCUAACACUAGCUCUCUUCCUCUCCACAUUUAGACUUGCACUACUCUUGAUGUAGUUGGUCUCCUCUAUUCAUACCACAUGCCCAAACCGUCUCGGCCUACUUCUAUGUAUGCUUUUACGACAUCAGAUCAUUAUAAGAUUGAAUAGAUCGGAUUGUUGUCUUUGGGAAGGAGAUUAAGGUAUUUACUGAUGUUCUGAUUGAGAAUUGAGUUCAGAAAAUAAUUUGAGUUUUAGUCAUAACCUCACAUGUCAAGAUCUUAUUCACAUUAUACUUACAGACUAACCAAUAUGGAUCAGUCAGUGCCUUGUAACUAGCACUUGUAGUAAACGUAUAUGAUUUCUUUAUAUGUAUCGAAAGAAAUAACGACGUGAAAAGGACAUGUGGAAAUUAUAUGGUGAAUUAUAUGCCAAAGGUACAAUAUAAGAAUGUAUAAGUAAGGAAACAUGUAUGAAGUGAGAGAAGAUAGAGUUGGAAACGUCAUAAACAGAGUCACUUGAGUAUAAAACAUUGAAACACUGAGGAAAUUCUAAUGCAGGUUGUUUCAUUCAAGCGUCAGGAUGAAUGAGUUGGUUGUAGCAUUUGUAAAAUUUUGUACAAUUGUUUCAUGUGAUGUAGUUAAGAAUGGCGAGAGAUGUGUACAUGUCCCUAUGGAGUAAUAAAUGGUGAUGUGGAGUCAUGUGCUGUGUGAGUAUUAUGUGUUAAAGAGUUCUUAUGUUGGCCAAUAUCCUUCACGACUGGGAGGUGGCAUAUUGGCAUCUGUAAACUAGAAGUGAGUAUUUCUAAUUGGAAAAAUUUGUUAUCCAUUUAAGAAAUACACAGAUUCUAGGUGAUUUUUUUUUCCCCAGUUAUAGUAUUUGCAAUUGCAUAUGUUGUAUUGUCAGGUUCAGUUUCCUUGUUUUAUGCUGGAAAUAUACUGAAACCUGUACUGCUCUGUGUUAAGAAGUGCUUCAUUAUUAAAGCUAACAAAACUCGAUAUUAAAUACUGUACAUGACAAAAAUAUAAAUUAAAUACAACUUCUUCCCCAUUGUGAUUAUAUACUGUACUGUCCAAUAUACAGUAUGAUUUAACAGUCGGUUAUCAGUAAUCAUGAACUAGACUAUUCCAAACUAAGCAUUUAAACAUUUACUUAUUCUUAACUUAACCCUAUUUAAGUUUAUUCUUGUCAUUAUCUAUAACUAUUCCAAGUCAUCUCAACACAGGUACUAGUUUCUGUCAAGUCACCUGGUAUGUGUAAAGGUCAUAGGAUUAAGUUCUAGUAUGAAUAUAUAAAGGAAUGUAAUUUGAGCAUGUAUAAUAAAUUAAUUACUAGAUGAUAUAUAUAUGUAGAGAAAGAGAGAGCUUUGAAUAUAUAGUUUUAAUAUUUUUUUUUUUUUUUGCAUUUUGCAUGUCGUUUCCCUGCAAUAAUGGACGGUGGCUGGAAUCAAGAGUAAAUACACACACAUAUUUUCUCUUCUUUCAUUGUUAUUUCUGUAGUAAUUGUCUUUGAUACUCCUCUUGUGCAUUCAACAAGGUCCUUAAUAUUCAUCUGAUGAUACCCCCUGUCGCUUCACACAACCCAGCGUCACCCAUCAACACACACGCAUGAAUGCACACACGCAUGCACAUUUUGUUACUUCCUGAAGAUUCAUCCCCCUUAACACCACUCCUCCCAUCUUCGUUGUCUUCCCCUCUCCUUCCUACCAUCCACUUCUGAAUUAUUUUGUACCUUUUAUCAGUCUCUCUCCCCAUUCUCUUAACACAUCCAGACCAUCUAAUAUAACUCUGCCUCUCUGCCUCACACUACUUCUACUUCCUUGCCUCUUUAUUCCUGUAUUGUUUUUAAUAUCCUCUAGACCCAUGAUAUUUCUCUCAUGCUCAUUAUUUCCGUUGGUUCUUUUAUUUGGCUUAUUUCUCAUGCCUCCAGAGCCCUUACUUCACACAUCCAUAUAUUAAUGUAGAGUCAUUUCCCUAUACAUUACUUACACAGUUGUUUUUCUGCGUACAUUUCUUAUAGCUUCUACCAGGUACCUAAAUUUCUCUCUCUUGCUACAUUUUGGUUCAGUUUAUCUCGUCAUUCCAUUUUCUGACAUCUACGUAUUCUCAGAUAUUUGUUACACUCCACUAAUUGAUCUCCAUUCAAGUAAACAUUGAUGUGUGUUUGUUUUGUCUGUCGUACUCUCUUAAUUUUGUACCGUGAUGUACAUAAAUUCCGUCCACUGUGUUAGAAAAUGUACGCUUGCUUAUAUUUUUUACAUUAGUUGCCAUUCUAUCACCUUAUUGUUUGAAGAAAAUGAUAAUUCUUCAGUAAUGUUUAUGGAUGCUGUUUCAUGAGAAUAAUGAAGCUUUAAUAGUCGGGUGUAUAUCCUCUGUGAGCAACAUUCCUGAUACAGCAUAGAUUACUAGUAUAUGCUUCAAAUUACAGUAUGGUUCUUUACACAGUAUUAUUAUGGGCAUUGGAUAUUACACCUUUUAUUUAUAUAUAUAUAUGCAUUUAGUUAUCAAGGAGUUUUUUUUAGAUUUUCAUCAUUAUAGCUGUGUGGGAUGAAAUUAAUUGACAGGCAAUUAAUCAGGUUGAAUUUUGUGAUGCCAUCACAUGUACAGUAUGUUCUCUUAAUAUUGGACUGGUCUGUUUGAGGUGUUCAGGUCUUACGGAAUUUGGAUGUAUUUCUGAAUCUCUUGGAUUGUCCGGCAGCCACAGAAGACACAACAUUCUCUUGGGAAAUAAGUUUGCCUAGCGGCAUGUAAGUCAGAGAACUUAUUUGUUAUUAUUAUGAAUGUACAGUGUUUCUUAAAAGGUUUUUCAUCUGAGAGGAAUUUUUUUUAUAAAAUUCCAGUUAUUGAGGAUCUGGUACUGUACUUAGAAAUAAUUUAGUCCACCUUGUUUAAAUAUAUAUUAGUGCAGUAUGUAUGUAUGUCAAGCUUAAUGCAAAUAGAACAUUAGUGCAAAUAUACCUAACCUAACCUAUCCUAACCUAACCUAAAAUAAGGAAACAAGAUUAUUUUAUGUAAAUAAUUCUGUUGUUGAGCAGUGCCCUCAGUUUAUCAUUAUAUAUUACACUACAACUUCACUAAGCUAACUAAUAAUCCAAACCAACAUAACAUUACCCAACUCAAACUUACCUAACAUAAUUUUUUUUGUCAUAGUUAUGUUAUGAUGGUAAAUUAUAUCUUAAAUUGAAAAAAAAUUACAAUGUAUGAACUAAUUUCUGUUAGUUGUGGCAAUUAAAACAUAAUGUUAUCCUCAUGUAUCAGAACCAUCAGUUGCUUUUCAAGGUUUAAUAUGAUGAUUAUCCUGAAAAACGUGAUAUAUACUUGUAUGAAAACCUUUCUCAAAUAAAUUUUUUAUAAAGCAGAUCACCUUUCACAAAGACUCAUUAUAAAAGCUGAAAUACAUUCCUAUGAAAAAAAAUCCUUCCCAACAAUGACUUACAAUACUACAAGACAUGUUUUAAUGAGAAAUUUUGGUGUGCAUAAUGAUUUUAAGCCAAUAAUAAACAUUGUAAGUGAUGGACUGUACUUGUGGUGGAGGACAUGAAUGUUAAUGAGAAACUGCAUCAUUGAUUGUGAUGCAGUGUGAGAGAGUGAGGCCCAGCCAAGACAGAUGGUUUUAAUUUUGUAGUGAUGUACCAACGGGGAAGGUUACUGCACUACAUAUAUACAGUAGUAUACAUAUUGAGUUAUUUUGCUCUCACAGGAUUUGAUUUUUGAUGUGGUUUUAGCUGAAGAAGAAAUGGUAAACUUAUCCAUUAAACAUUUUAUUCUUUCCAUUAACAUCAAAUUAAACUCUGGGGUACUAAACACAUCACUGCUCCCACAGUUGAAAUAUCUUUUGACAGUGUCUUGCCACUGCUCUGCAUAGUAAUCUUGUGAAUCAUGCAGGGGCAGAUCUAGGAAUAUCAAAAGGGGCGUGGGGGUCCAAGACGUUUUGGGUGGGGGAACGUGGACUAGUAAAACGAGUCCAACCAGAAAGUGUUUAGAAAUGUGACCAAUAUCAUGGGCAUUUUGAGUCCAUGUACACUUGAUAUUGGGAGAGAUUCUGAGGUCACUUGUAAUUACUUUUUACUCUUCAAAAAUGCCUAAGUACAAUACUGCAUUAUAGAAAAAGUACUGUAUUGGAAUUUUCUGAUGAAACGGGGGACUGGACCUCCAGGACCCCCUCUGGAUGUGCCCUUGUCAUGAUAACUAUAACACUAUACUGUAUGUAUUUUAUUUCUAGUUUAGUUAACCAUUUUUAAUACAUACAGUACUGUAUGUUGGUUAUAGUUUGAAAGUAAUUGUCUUCAUAAGCUGACCAGCUCCUUUAUGGGAAGCCCUAAAAUGCCUGUGACAGCAUAUCAACAUCUUCAGAUACUGCCCAAAAAAUUUUAAAUUUUUUUUUAAAUAUUUUUUGUAUGUAUAUUGAGACAUGGGACAAUUUUUUUCUUAUCCUCAGAUUUCUGUAAACUGGAUAUUCAACUGUCUCUAUAUGCAUCCACACUCACAGGUACUGUACUGGCAUAAAUAUACAGUGGCACAUUUGUAAUCAGGUCUCUCAAAGGACUGUGGCUAAGUGUCUACUUUAGUAAGGUGUUUACAGUGGUGGACAAAGUACUGGAAAACAUCUCUAUACUUGAAUAAAUGUUUGUACUGUUAGUCUGAGAAAACUUACUCAAGUAAAAGUACUCUUUCUUUGUGUUACUUAAAGUGCUGAGUUAUGAUAAACUGGAAGCAUGUGUACUCACUGAGUUCUGUUUGUCAGGGAAAAUAUCACACACUGACUGCUGUGAUGCCCAGAAUAGAGUACCUACUGUACUGUAAAGAGAGACCUGAAAAAACGUGAAGUUAGAACACCUCUGCCAACUAGUUUCUGAAAUAUUACUCCAGUAAAAUUACAGAGAAGACAAGUUACUUUUGAGAAACUUAUUUUUUUUAAAUUAGUCAUUUGAACUUGAAAAUCAAAUAUUGUAACUUUAUUUUGUAACCGAACUCCUCAGAGUGUUUGUUGUGGUGAAUAUGGAAAAAAAAAAGUUGUACAGCAGUUUAGAAAAUUUGUCAACUAUUAAAGCUGUUAAAAAAUCAUGGCUUCUAUUCAUACUUUAUAUAACCGAACAUUGGUUUAGUCACCAUUCUUGAUGCGGAUUCCCCCCUUUAAAAGUACUAAGUAUAACCUGACACUCAAGUGCCUGCUAAGCUACAGCACCGCACUGUGCCUUAAACUAACAUGCAACCGGCCACCCUGGUAAGGAUUCAUUUCCUCCCAGCUUUUCAGAAUCCUGAUUACUGAAACAUUUGUGAUCUAAAAACAUUAUUACAGUACAGUAACCGAUUAUUAUGAACUGAAAUGUUUAUUAAAAUAUUCAGGACUUGAGUGAACUCCACCUGAAAUGUUUAUUAAAAUAUUCAGGACUGAGUGAACUCCACAUUACUGAGGUUUCAUAAUUAUCAAGUGCUUUGAUUGUAGGGCUCCACAAUUGUCAUGUUUUAUUACUGUAAAUAUAGGUGUUGACUUGUACAUUUUAAGGUUAUAUAAAUUGUUUAAAAUGAUUAUAUAUACUGUAAUACACAUCAAAAUAAAGA